Seriola aureovittata is the source of this 4263-nucleotide messenger RNA. RefSeq names its product DnaJ (Hsp40) homolog, subfamily C, member 27 (gene dnajc27). The record is from RefSeq and is a predicted model, not a curated record. Gene Ontology annotation, molecular function: GTP binding; GTPase activity. The transcript is spliced from 7 exons. NCBI's taxonomy places the organism in Eukaryota, Metazoa, Chordata, Actinopteri, Carangiformes, Carangidae. Bases 317 to 1138 code for a protein of 273 amino acids.
CCCGUCCCAAGCAGUUGUUAGCAUUAGGCUAUGAGGUUAGAAGGCCCGCGGUUUCUCUGCUGUGUAUUACAAUGGCAGCUGAACCAAAACAUUAGCUCUGAUGCUAAAGUCAAACAAUGCUGUGUCAUUAAUUAGUCCGAUAAUAAUUCAGUUUAUGGGCCGUGACAAUUACUAGCCAGUUAGCUAACGGCUAGUUAGCCCUGCUAGCUGCGAUACCAACAUCAGCAACAGCAGCAGCUGUCAACACUGAAUUCCUGCGUAUCCUCAGCAGCCCGCACGGUUUCGCCGCAAAAACGGCACAUUAGAGGAAAUUCAAAUGGAGACAAACGCACCGAAAAGACGAGACAAUAAAAAAUCUCUGCGUGUGAAGGUAAUAAGUCUGGGAAAUGCCGAAGUCGGAAAGAGCUGCAUCAUCAAACGUUACUGUGAGAAGAGGUUUGUUCCCAAGUAUCUGGCCACUAUUGGUAUUGACUAUGGCGUCACCAAAGUGCAGGUUCGCGACAGAGAAAUAAAAGUGAACAUCUUUGACAUGGCUGGACAUCCUUUCUUCUAUGAAGUGCGUAAUGAGUUUUAUAAGGACAGUCAGGGGGUGCUGCUGGUUUAUGAUGUCGGCCUCAGGGAGAGUUUCGACGCUCUCGACAGCUGGCUGGGAGAGAUGAAGCAAGAAAUGGGCUCGCAGGCUAACAUGGACAGCAUCGUGUUCGUCGUCUGCGCCAACAAGGUGGACCUGACGAAGCGGCGGGUGGUGGACGAGGGGGAGGGCCGUCUGUGGGCGGAGUCCAGAGGUUUUCAUUACUUUGAGACAUCGGCACAAAGCGGAGAAGGCAUCAAUGAGAUGUUCCAGGCGUUCUUCUCCUCCAUCACCGACAUGUGUGAAAAUGGCGGGAAGCGUCCGGUGUCGGAGGUCAGUGUCGGCUUCACCAAAGAGCAGGCAGACACCAUCCGACGCAUCCGAAACAGCAAGGACUCAUGGGAUAUGUUGGGUGUGAAACCCGGGGCCACACGGGAGGAGGUGAACAAGGCGUACAGGAAGUUGGCGGUCCUGCUGCACCCGGAUAAAUGUGUCGCCCCCGGCAGCGAAGACGCCUUCAAAGCCGUGGUGAACGCUCGCACCUCACUGCUGAAGAACAUUAAAUAACACAGUAACACACAGCUGAAACCUCUCAGAGCUCGGACCUCCGUCACUCAGACAUGGACUGAAGAGUCGCACUCAGCCGUACGAACAGUGUUUAUUUAUUGGUAUAUUUAUUUAGCGUAAAGGUCUUGUGUGCCAUGUUGCUUGCCACAGUGCUGUAUGCCAACCUAACGUCUGGUUUAUGACCAGUUUUAACUUAUUUACUACAUUUUAUCUCUAAACUCGUGUGUGUGUUAAUGAGAGAGAGAGAGAGUAUGGAAGAUGAUGAGGGCCACAUGAGAAAAUUAAAUUGACUUCUGAAUCAAACUUGAAAUGAAUUCUGAGAUUGAAAAUGACAAAAUUAAGUUAAAAUUUUGAAGUUUCUGUCAGACUUUUUAGAUUUAAAUAAAAAUUUCAAUCUCCAAGUUUUAAGUCUGAAUUCUGAGGCUUUUUUAGUUUUACUCAGACAUUUGAGAAUAAAGUCUGAGACAUCAGGUCAAAAGUUAUAACUCUAAGACUACAGUUAGACUUCUUACAUUACAAUGUCAGAAAUAUGAGUUUAAAACAGUGAGAAAAGAAAAGGUUAAAAUUCUUAGAAAAUCAGAACGUUUAGGAGAAAGUUUAAUUCUGAGAAUAAAGUUAUAAUUUAAAGAUUAAAGUCUUUAAAGAAUUUUCAGGUUGAUGUCAAAAUUGAAACAAAACUCAAAUUCAGAGGUUAAAGUCAGAGAUUAAAGUUUGAUUGUAUAAUAAGAUUCCUGAGAUUAGAGUCACAAUCUUUAGAUCAAUGUCAAAAUUAUAAAUGUCAGUGUCAAAAUUAAAAGAAAAAAAUUAAGAAAAAGUUACAAAAUUCUCAAAUGUCAGAAUUUUCUGAGGUAAAACUGUAAGAAUCAAAUAAUAAUUCAGAGCUAUAAUUUAGACCUUUUCCUUUGAUUCUGAUUAAUGUCAGAAGUCUUACAUUUUUCUUUGUUUCACAUUGGCCUUCAUUCUUUUCUACAUGUUGACGUGUGGUUUUGAGUUAAGUGUGUGUGUGCGUGUGUAUGCAUGUGUGUGUGUGUGCGUGUGUGUGUGUGUUUGUAUCGCCAGGUUAACAGCUUCCUUCUUCCUGUUGAUGUUGAAGACAUCAGUAGAGCGGCAGGUCAAAGGUCAGUGCUUAACCUGAUUUCACAGUAAAGAAACAAAUCCAGUCAGUGAAGGUACGAACUACUUUGGUAAAAGUCGAGUAAUUCUGAAUGAAUGCGACUUUAGAUUCACAUUUCACAGCCUUUAAAGUAAAGAGUUCACUUCCUAAAGCUCAGACUCGUCCUGUGUGUGUAACGUUACUACAUUUUCUCAAACUCAUUUUAAAGCCUCGUUGCCAAAUCAGUCAAAGUUAAAGGUGUGAUGUUCAAUAUUAAAACAACUCUCACAUGGUCAAACCUGCCAACUCCUCAGCCCGAACGUCUCCAAACCAACACUCAGUUUUCUACUCAUGACAUCACCAGUCCCUUAGUGAUGAUUGGUCGAUGCAGCUACGGCGUCACAAAUGCCAAACCAGUCUAAAGCCAAGAGGUCUAAAGAGAAAGAACUACCAACCUACCUGGUCGGGCACCGGUCAUGUGCUGUUUACUGAAGGGGGGGGGGUUAAUUAACUUGUUCCUUCUAUUGUCAACUGUCCAUAGGAUCAAUUAUAUUUUUUAGUUCCUUUAAAUUGUUUAUUUCUGCCCUUAAAUACUGUUUUUAGUCAAAUCCAUGAUUUGUAAACUUAAAUGAACCUUUAGUGGCGGCUCUGUGCCUCCUGAUGUUUGUGUUCUUUUAUUCAUAUGUUUCAGAUCCAUAUAUGUUGCGUUUUCCUCAACACACCAAACAAUAUCAUUUAACUUCACAUCUAACCCUGUUUAUUCCCUUAAAACUCGCUGUUGUUUGAUCAGAAAACUGUAAAUAAGCAGCUGUAUUUUGUCUUCCACCUGGUCACUCCAUGAUAAUGUCCUUACCUGAACAAGAACGUUUCCAUGGUGAUGAUGAUGGGAUGUUUUUCAUCGGGGUACUGAACUAAAAGAAAAACUUUUUAUUUAUGUCCGUCCCUCACUGAAACAGAAUCAGAAAAAAGUGUUUGUUACUGUAAAGACCUGACAGGCAGCAUGACGAUAUGUCAUCACAGUUUUAUAUUUUUACAUAUGUGUAUCCACGGUAACAAACAAAUGCACAGACUGAGCUUCCACUUGUUACUUUAAUGUGAUUUUUAUGUUUUUAAAUUGAUUUUUAUUGUGUAUUAUUUACAUUAUGGUUAGCACUUGUUUUUCCACCUAAAGACCACAUUUCCCAUCAGCCCUGUUGCUUUGUCCGUAUUUAUAUUUACUGAUGGCAGUAAAAAAUAAUUUAAAUGAACAACAAAGCAGAUCAGUUUUUGAUGCAUUUUGCAUUAAAGAAAAAUCCAAAAUAGAUUAAAUAAAAACAUUAAAUUAAAAGCAGAUAACAAAACAACAAAAAUGAAAUCAAUAACUGACCAAAUAAAUUCAAUUUGAAGAUAAAGGAAAAAAUGGACAUAGGAAAUUAGAAAUGAAUUAUUAAAUAAUUUGGAAACAAUUGAAAGCAAAAUUAAUUUAUAAUAAAAAUCCCAAUAAAUUGACAAGUGGAACAAACAGAGUGUUUGUGAUGUAAAGCGUCAGCCAAUCACACGUUUCGAACAUGUCACAUUUAAUUAGUCUGUUUGUAUAUCAGUGUGUUCUGUGUUAUAGUAACCACAUAUUAUUUAUUUUGUAUGAUGAACAGUUUAAAUGGAUAACGAGACUGUGUGUGUGUGUGUGUGUGUGUGUUUUAAGUUAUGAACAUGAUAUUUCGCCACAGACUGAACUCCAUACCUCAUGACUGUGACUUAAGUCACGCUUUAAUCAUCUGAUGAGCUGAUGAUGCGUUUCCUGUCGCCUUUAGACCCUCGUUAAGGUCACAUUUACACAAUAACGCAGAAGAAGAAGAGAAAUGUUUUUUUAAUGUUUCCCACAUUAGUGAGGACAUAGUCAUAGUCACAUGUCGACAGUUUUCUGUUGACCUCUGGAGUGUGUGUGUGUGUGUGUGUGUGUGUGUGUGUGUGUGUGUGUUAGAGUCUCACUGUGGUUCUUGUAAGUGCACGUUCUACUGGAUUGUUUUUGAAAUAAUAAAAAGACAAAAAUCAU